AUGCUCAUCACGUACCGGAUGCCAGCCUGUGCCAAGCAGUACAGGGUGUUGCUGUCGGAAGCUAGUCCCCCGACUGGUGGCCUGGCUCUGCCGAAGCUCCACUAUCAGCUGCCGCCACUGGUCCGGUUCGCUGCACAGCCCAGCACGGAGCUGGCAAUCCAGAAGAGGAGAAACAUGGAACUAGCAGAGAUGGAGAAACUUGUGGAAAUGAGGAUGUGUGUAAACGCUAUGGGAGCAAAGCGGAAAUUUGGAAUUCUGUCUGGGGAGUUGGGGAAAACUGGGCUUUCGAGGAUAAACAGAAGUUUACCAGGAGAAGAGGACGAGGGAAUUUGUAGCAGAAGGAAUGGCUUAUUUCAGAGAUGCAGGCUGCAGGGGAGGGAUGCCCGGGAGACUGGGGGAGGGUACCCCCGGUGGUUGUGCGCCUUCUUCGCCUCCAGUGCACAGGUCAAGCCUCUCCCCUCCCGCCCUCUCACCCUCCCAACCUUAUUUAGAAACCGUGUCCCCGAGACAGGAAGGGCGGCGGGCCGAGAAGCACGGAGCGUCCCGGUCUCAUUUCCUUUCGAAUCCCCUUGUGGAAUUUCAUUUCAUACGGUAGCCACGGGCCGAGGUGACAGCCGGAAGAGGGGAAGGAAAGGGAGCCGACUGAUCUGGGAGCAUUUCUCACCUGGGAGAGGAGGGGGCAGGCUGGCCCGGCGGGAGCAACUCGGCUCCAUCCCCGCCUGGCCCCCAGAGCGCCGCGAACCGGGUGGGAGGAAAGUGAGAGCCGGGAAGCCGGGCGGGGCGCUCCGGGAGGGAGGGAGAGAGGGAGGGAGAGACGGGGGAGGGGGGCUGGCGGGCGGGCGGGGGCCUGACCCUUCCAGCGGCAGAGGGGCCCCUCCCCUCGCUGCCCACGGCGCCCUGCCAUUGGAGAGGCGCGCUGUCUGUCCCGCCCCGCCACCGCCCAGCGAACCUCCAGCGCCGCGGAGGGCUCGGGCGGUGAGAGCGGCGCGGCGCUGGGUGCUGGCGGGAUACACCGAGACGCGGAGCCGACGCGGCCGGCGCCGGGUUGGGGUCUCACUGCCUGCAGCCAUGACCCUCGCAGUCUGUCCUUCGGCCCCGGCCACGGGCUUCUAAUAUCUCACACAUUCGUGCGCGGCUGCGAGAGACUC
Molecule: messenger RNA, 1148 nt
Organism: Ailuropoda melanoleuca (giant panda)
Lineage: Eukaryota; Metazoa; Chordata; Mammalia; Carnivora; Ursidae
Product: translation initiation factor IF-2-like
Exons: 6
Coding region: 1-1113 (370 amino acids)
Source: RefSeq, a predicted model, not a curated record